This is a messenger RNA of Macrosiphum euphorbiae (potato aphid), 14034 nucleotides long. The record is from the annotation of a GenBank genome assembly. Lineage: Eukaryota; Metazoa; Arthropoda; Insecta; Hemiptera; Aphididae.
AUGACGGAAUCGCUGGACAGCGGCACUGCCAACGCCUUGUCUUCGCUGGACGAUAACGCGGCCAACUCGCUGUCCAUUAUGGAUACGGCCGUGUUUGUCGACUACUUAAAGAAGACGGUGUCAACCGUUCUGCACGGUGACAAGGCGGCCACCACAUCCAUGCUGGAUCUGGCGUUUGAUGAUCCUGUCAACCUCGAAUGCGUCAAAAAGUUUCUGUCCGACCCCAACACCUCGACGGUUUUUGUCCAGAAGAGCGUCAAUAAAGACGAAGAAACGGAAAAUGGCGCCGAUGGAGAAGAUGAUAAAGAUAUACCAAUAUUCUAUUUGUCAAACGAAGUUGUUUUCACCAAUCAAAAAAUGACAAGCUUGUCUUUUAUGAAAAGAGCUACAGUGAUAGAAGCUGAUAAACCAAUUCCAAGUCAAGUACGACUUGUACAGUUUAAUGAUGGUUCACCAUAUGAAACAUUGCACGCAUUAGUUAGUAAAGCUAUUACUCCAUACUUCAAGAGUUAUGUAAAAGAAUCUGGAAGAGCUGAUAGAGAUGGUGAUAAAAUGGCUCCAUCAGUAGAAAAGACUAUGGUUGAAUUAGAAAUGGGUCUACUUCAUUUACAACAAAAUAUUGAUAUUCCUGAAGUGACAUUAACAAUUAAUCCAACUGUAUUGUCUGUAAUAAGCAAAUUUGCUGAUGACCCAAAUCGUAAACCAAAAGUAUCUGAUUUUGGAGCUCUUGUUGAAGAUUCCAAGUUUCUUAAUCAGCUUCAAGCUGGUGUUAAUCGUUGGAUCAAAGAAAUACAAAAAGUGACCAAUUUAGAUAGAGAUCCAUUAAAUGGAACAGCUCUACAAGAAAUUAGUUUUUGGUUAAAUAAAGAAAGAGCUUUACAUCGUAUACAAGAUAAGCGUGAUAGUUUAGAAGUAGGCCUUACAUUAGAUAUUUUAAAACAUGGCAAACGUUUUCAUGCGACUGUCAGUUUUGAUAGUGAUACUGGUCUGAAGACUGCUUUAGCUACUGUCAAUGAUUAUAACACUUUAAUGAAAGAUUUCCCUAUCAAUGAUCUUCUAGCAGCAACAGAUUUAGAUCGUAUUCGUACUGCUAUAGAACAUAUUUUUAUUCAUUUACGUAAAAUACGGAGCACAAAGUAUCCUUUACCAAAAUUAUUAAAAUUAGUUGAAGCAAUUUCAAGAGAUUUAUUAUCAAAAUUAUUAAAAGUGUUAGGUACUAGGUUUUUAAUGCAUAUACCCUAUGAUGAAUUUGAAAAAGUCAUGGGACAGUGUUUUAAUGUUUUUACUGCGUAUGAUGAUGAAUUUGAUAAACUUCAAGUUAUUUUGAGGGAUGUAGUUAAAAGAAAACGAGAUGAAACAUUCAAAGUAGUUUGGCGUAUACAACCAGAUCAUAAACGAUUACAAACAAGGCUUGAACAUAUGAGAAAGUUUAGGCAGCAGCAUGAACAAUUGCAAGCAGUUAUAAUGCGAGUUCUUAGACCUACAGCUCAACAAUCUCAAGUGCGCGAAGACCAAGAUCAAGGUCCAGUAUCAUUAUCACCAGCUCCAGAUACAAGUGCUAUAGAGGAAGUGAAUUCAGCUUACGAGAAUAUAAAAGUUGUGGAUUGUCUGGAUAUUAGUCGUGAGGGAGUUGAAGCUUGGGAAGCUGCUGUAGCAAGAUAUGAAGAAAGAAUAGACAGAGUUGAAGCUAGAAUUACUGCUCAUCUUAGAGAUCAAUUAGGAACAGCUCGCAAUGCUAAUGAGAUGUUCCGCAUAUUUUCUCGUUUUAAUGCUCUAUUUGUAAGGCCACAUAUACGUGGAGCUAUACGCGAAUAUCAAACUCAACUUAUUAAUAAAGUUAAAGAAGAUAUUGAAGCUCUUCAUGAUAAGUUUAAAACUCAAUAUCCACAAAGUAAAGCAUACUAUUUGAGCCACCAACAAGACAUACCACCAAUUGCUGGUUCCAUUUUAUGGGCAAAAUUAAUUGAUAGUCAAUUAUCUGCUUAUCUACGAAGAGUUGAAGAUGUUUUAGGCAAAGGAUGGGAAGAUCAUUUAGAAGGUCAAAAAUUAAAAGCUGAUGGCGAUAGUUUCCGACUAAAAUUAAAUACAAAAGACAUUUUUGAUGAUUGGGCUCGAGGAGUUCAACAAAGAAAUAUGGGUGUAUCUGGAAGAAUAUUUACUAUUGAAAGUACAAGAUCUCGUACUGGUCGAGGAAAUGUUUUAAAACUUAGGGUCAACUUUUUACCUGAGAUUAUUACUUUAUCAAAAGAAGUGAGACAUUUAAAAAAUCUUGGAUUCCGUGUACCUUUGGCAAUUGUUAAUAAAGCUCAUCAAGCAAAUCAAUUGUACCCAUUUGCUAUAUCCCUGCGUGAAAGUGUUCGUACUUAUGAAUGUACUUUGGACAAAAUUGAAGAUAAAACUAGUAUUGUGCCAUUAAUAGCUGGGCUACAUAAAGACACUCAAGGACUUAUUGCAGAAGGUGUUCAAAUGGUAUGGGAAAGCUAUAAACUUGAUCAAUAUGUUCAAAAGUAUGCAGAACAGAUACUAGCUUUUCAAGAAAAAGUCGAAGAUCUUUUGGUAGUUGAAGAACAGCUUGACCUGGAUGUUAAAUCUUUAGAAACUUGCGCAUAUUCUGCUAGCACAUUAGCAGAUAUUCUUUCAAAAAUUCAAAGAGCAGUAGACGAUCUGUCGCUAAGACAAUAUUCAAAUUUACAUAUUUGGGUGACACGUCUUGAUCAACAGAUUGAAAAAAGUUUAUCCUCAAGGCUCCAAGCAGGUAUACAAGCUUGGACUGAAGCAUUAGAAGGAAAACAGAAAGAUUUGAGUAUGGAUACUGAUGCACCACCUCAACCAACUAAUAAGCUUGGUGGUGAUCCUCAAAUUAAAGUGCAGAUACUUGAAGUCAGAAUAACCAAUCAAACUAUUUAUUUGUAUCCAAAUCUGUGUGAAGGACGUGUUCAACUCAUGCAACAGUUCUUUGCAUGGCAAGCUGUAGUUACGUCACAAGUUAGAUUACAAAGUUCUAGAUACCAAGUUGGUUUGGAUCAACCAACAUCUCAGACAUAUCAAGAUCUUUUAGCCAAUCUACCAUCUGGGGAGACAUUUUUAACAGCUGCAUUUGAAGCAAUGGAAAGAAAAAUAAAUGAGGCUGAAAAAUACAUGUCAGAGUGGCUAAUUUAUCAAUCCUUAUGGGAUUUACAAGCUGAUAAUCUUUAUAGCCAAAUGGGAGAGGAUAUCAAUACUUGGAUGACCUAUUUAAAUGAUAUUCAAAAAUCUCGUAAAACAUUUGAUACAACUGAAACUCGAAAAGAUCUUGGACCAUUUAUUAUAGAAUAUGGUAAGGUUCAAAGUAAAGUAGCAUUGAAGUAUGAUUCUUGGCAUAAAGAAAUUUUGAAUAAAUUUGGAGGACUGCUUGGUAAUAGUAUGACAGAAUUUCAUGUUCAAGUGGCUAAAUCUCGGAACGAUAUGGAAAAACAAUCAAUUGAAGCUGCAAGUACAUCUGAUGCUGUAUCAUUUAUUACUUAUGUGCAAUUUUUAAAACGCAGUAUGAGAGUAUGGGAGAAACAAGUUGAUCUUUAUAAAAAAGGACAAAAAAUUUUAGAAAGACAACGAUUCCAAUUUCCUAGUAAUUGGCUUGAUCUAGAUAAUGUUGAAGGCGAGUGGAGCGCAUUUAAUGAAAUAAUUAAACGCAAAGACAAAUCUAUUCAAACUCAAGUUCAAAGUCUUCAAAUGAAGAUAAUUGCUGAAAAUAAAGCUGUGGAAACAAGAACAAAUGAUUUCCUUUUGGAAUGGGAACAGGGUAAACCAGUAGCUGGAAACACACAACCUGAUGAUGCUUUAUCCCAGCUUCAAGUAUUUGAGAAUAAAUUUACACGUAUUAAAGAAGAAAGAGAUAAUGUCGCCAAAGCUAAAGAAGCCUUAGAACUUAAAGAUCCAGCUGGUAGUGCAUUAUCAAGUGCCGAAGAUCGUAUGAUAGUAGUUUUUGAAGAAAUGCAAGAUCUUAAGGGUGUUUGGUCUGAACUUUCAAAAAUAUGGAUACAGAUUGAUGAAAUCCGUGAAAAACCUUGGCUUUCAGUUCAGCCAAGAAAACUCCGUCAACAAUUGGAUGGUUUAACUAAUCAAUUAAAAGAAUUGCCUGCUCGUUUCAGACAAUAUUCUUCAUAUGAAUAUGUUAAGAAGCUUUUGCAGAGUUAUGUUAAGGUUAACAUGACUGUGAUAGAAUUAAAAUCGGAUGCAUUAAAAGAUCGUCAUUGGAAACAGUUAAUGCGUAAACUUAGAGUGACCUGGACAUUUUCUGAUAUAACAUUGGGACAAAUUUGGGAUGUAGAUUUACAAGCAAACGAAGCAGUUGUUAAGGAUAUUAUUAUGACUGCACAAGGAGAAAUGGCCCUAGAAGAAUUUUUAAAACAAGUCCGAGAUACUUGGCAGUCAUAUUCUUUAGACUUAAUUAAUUAUCAAAAUAAGUGUCGUCUAAUAAGAGGCUGGGAUGAACUCUUCAAUACAGUUAAAGAACAUAUCAAUUCUGUAGCAGCAAUGAAAUUAUCACCUUAUUACAAAGUUUUUGAAGAAGAAGCUUUAACAUGGGAAGAAAAACUAAAUCGAAUUAAUACCUUGUUCGAUGUUUGGAUUGAUGUUCAAAGACGUUGGGUUUAUUUGGAAGGUAUUUUCUCAGGCAGUGCUGAUAUUAAAACUUUGCUACCAGUUGAAACUUCAAGAUUCCACAAUAUUAGUUCUGACUUUUUGGGCCUGAUGAAAAAAGUUUCUAAAUCUCGAAUGGUAAUUGAUGUUCUUAAUAUUCAAGGAGUACAACGAUCUCUUGAAAGAUUAGCAGAUUUAUUAGGGAAAAUACAAAAGGCUCUUGGAGAAUAUUUGGAAAGAGAAAGAAUGUCUUUCCCACGAUUUUAUUUUGUCGGCGAUGAAGAUCUUUUAGAAAUUAUUGGAAACAGCAAAAAUAUUUCAAGAUUACAGAAACAUUUUAAGAAAAUGUUUGCUGGUGUUGCUGCUAUAAUAUUGGAUGAAACAUCCACAAACAUUCUUGGUGUAGCAUCUCGUGAAGGCGAAGAAGUUAUAUUUACUAACCCUAUAUCUACAACUGACCAUCCCAAAAUCAAUGAAUGGCUUACAUUGGUGGAGAAAGAAAUGCGAUUUACAUUGGCGUCACGUCUAAGUGAAGCAGUUACUAAUAGCAAGCAAUUUAAACAAGAAACUAUUGACCACGAUGCUUUUAUGACAUGGUGUGAUAACUAUCAAGCACAAAUUGUUGUGCUAUCUGCUCAAAUAUUGUGGAGUGAAGACAUAGAAUCAGCUUUGCACCAAAUUCAAGUGCAGUGUGAAAAUGAAAAUGAUUCUACGCCCAAAUUAACUCCUUUAGAAAAUGUAUUAGCCCAAGUUGAAACAUCCUUAAACUUUUUAGCAGAUUCUGUUUUGCAAGAGCAGCCACCAUUAAGGCGAAAGAAACUUGAAUAUUUAAUUAACGAAUAUGUUCAUAAACGAAUGAUCACGAGAAGACUGAUUUCUAGAAAAGUAUCAAGCCCUCGAUCUUUUGAAUGGCUUUGUGAAAUGCGUUUCUAUUUAGACACUAAUCAAACUGACGUCUUGAAACAACUUACCAUACAAAUGGCUAAUGCUAAUUUCUAUUAUGGCUUUGAAUACCUUGGUGUGCAAGACCGAUUAGUUCAAACUCCAUUAACUGAUCGCUGUUACUUGACUAUGACACAAGCUCUAGAAGCUAGAUUAGGAGGAUCUCCAUUUGGUCCUGCUGGUACUGGUAAGACCGAGUCUGUCAAAGCUCUUGGUCAUCAGUUAGGACGUUUUGUCUUGGUAUUCAACUGCGAUGAAACUUUUGAUUUCCAAGCUAUGGGGCGGAUAUUUGUUGGUCUUUGUCAAGUGGGAGCAUGGGGAUGUUUUGAUGAAUUUAAUAGAUUAGAGGAAAGGAUGUUAUCAGCAGUCUCUCAACAGAUACAAACUAUUCAAGAAGCACUGAAAUCCCAAAUGGAUUCUAAGAAAACUAAUAUCACCGUAGAACUAGUUGGAAAACAAGUAAGAGUAUCUACGGAUAUGGCAAUAUUUAUUACUAUGAAUCCUGGUUAUGCUGGUCGUUCAAAUCUUCCAGACAAUCUUAAAAAGUUAUUCCGGUCAUUAGCCAUGACUAAACCUGAUAGGCAACUUAUAGCUGAAGUUAUGUUGUUUUCUCAAGGUUUCCGUACAGCAGAGAAACUUGCAUGCAAAAUUGUACCAUUUUUCAAAUUAUGUGAUGAACAACUUUCUAAUCAAUCUCACUAUGAUUUUGGACUGCGAGCAUUAAAGUCUGUUUUAGUAUCUGCUGGAAAUGUUAAAAGAGAUCGUAUUCAACAUAUUAAAGGUAUUAGUGCAACAACCGAAAGACACAGUUUGAAUGAAGCUGAAAUUGCAGAAAAUCUACCAGAGCAAGAAAUAUUGAUUCAAUCUGUGUGUGAAACAAUGGUACCUAAACUAGUCGCAGAAGAUAUUCCGCUUUUAUUUUCUUUGUUAAAUGAUGUGUUCCCUCAAGUUCAAUAUAAACGGGCUCAAAUGACAGAACUGAAAGAACAAAUUAGAAGAGUAUGCCAAGAAGAAUACUAUGUUUGUGGAGAAGAUGACGAGCUUGGUGGUCCUUGGAUGGAAAAGGUGCUACAACUUUAUCAAAUUUGUGAACUAAAUCACGGCUUAAUGAUGGUUGGUCCAAGUGGAUCAGGUAAAUCUAGUGCUUGGAAAGUAUUAUUAAAAGCUCUUGAAAGAAUUGAUGGAAUGGAAGGACAAGCUCAUGUAAUUGAUCCAAAGGCCAUAUCUAAAGAAGCUUUGUAUGGUGCUUUAGACCCAAAUACUAGGGAAUGGACUGAUGGCUUAUUUACUCAUAUAUUAAGAAAAAUUGUUGAUAAUGUUCGUGGUGAAAUUAACAAAAGACAAUGGAUCAUUUUUGAUGGUGAUGUUGAUCCUGAAUGGGUUGAAAAUUUAAAUUCUGUUUUGGAUGAUAACAAGUUAUUAACAUUACCAAAUGGAGAACGUUUAUCACUUCCACCCAAUGUUCGAAUUAUGUUUGAGGUACAAGAUUUAAAAUAUGCCACUCUUGCUACUGUAUCUCGUUGUGGUAUGAUAUGGUUUAGUGAGGAUGUUUUAACUACUGAAAUGAUAUUUGAAAAUUAUUUAAGUCGUUUAAAAAGCAUACCUAUUGAUGAAGGAGAUGAAGAUUCAAUAUCUCUUAUUCCUCAACCAGUUUCUGCAACAUCAGGAUCUAAUGUUGAACAAUUUACGUCCCCAACUUUACAGCUUCAGUUGGAUAUUGUGACUAUGUUACAACCUCAUUUGUCAUCAGAUGGCUUAGUUGUUAGAUGCUUAGAAUAUGCUAUAAAACAAGAACAUAUUAUGGACUUUACCCGAUUAAGAGCUCUUGGAUCAUUGUUUUCUAUGAUCAAUCAAAGUAUUAGGAAUGUUCUUCAAUAUAAUAGGACUCAUUCAGAUUUUCCACUUCCACAUGACCAAUUAGAACAGUAUAUUCCAAAAUGCUUAGUUUAUGCUUUAUUAUGGAGUUUUGCUGGUGAUGCAAAAUUGAAAGUGCGUUCUGACAUUGGUGAAUUCAUUAGAUCUGUAACAACUGUAGCUUUACCGCCAAUGACUGAAAACAUUAUUGAUUAUGAAGUCAAUGUCCAUGGAGAUUGGGUUCCUUGGUCUAAUAGAGUUCCACAAGUAGAAGUCGAAACACAUAAAGUUGCAUCACCUGAUGUUGUUGUUCCUACAUUAGAUACUGUAAGACAUGAAACAUUGUUAUACACAUGGCUUGCAGAACAUAAACCCUUGGUUUUAUGUGGUCCUCCUGGUUCUGGAAAAACAAUGACAUUAUUUUCGGCAUUAAGAGCUCUUCCUGAUAUGGAAGUUGUUGGCUUGAACUUUUCAUCAGCAACCACCCCAGAACUUUUAUUAAAAACGUUUGAUCAUUACUGUGAAUACCGAAAAACACCUAAUGGAAUUUUUCUUUCUCCUAUUCAACUUGGUAAAUGGUUGGUAUUAUUCUGUGAUGAAAUCAAUUUACCCGAUAUGGAUAACUAUGGUACUCAAAGAGUAAUAUCAUUCUUGCGACAAUUAGUGGAACGAAGAGGUUUUUACAAACCAACUGGAGAUCAAGCUUGGGUAUCGUUGGAAAGAAUACAAUUUGUUGGAGCAUGUAAUCCACCGACAGAUCCUGGUAGAAAACCUUUAUCACAUAGAUUCUUACGCCAUGUCCCAGUAAUAUAUGUUGACUACCCUGGUGAAACCUCUUUGAAACAGAUUUAUGGAACCUUCAGCAGAGCAAUGUUGCGAUUAAUUCCUACCCUUCGUGGUUAUGCAGAGCCCUUGACAAAUGCAAUGGUAGAAUUUUAUUUAGCAUCUCAAGAUCGGUUUACUCAAGACAUGCAACCUCAUUAUGUAUAUUCUCCUAGAGAGAUGACACGUUGGGUUAGAGGAAUUUGUGAGGCAAUCAGACCUUUAGAAACAUUAAGUGUUGAUGGUUUAGUACGUCUGUGGGCACAUGAAGCAUUACGCCUCUUCCAAGAUCGUCUUGUAGAUGAUGUUGAACGUCAAUGGACAAACGAAAAUAUUGAUAUAGUUGCCAUGAAACAUUUUCCUGGAAUUAAUAAAGAAGAAGCUCUUCAAAGACCAAUACUUUAUAGUAAUUGGUUACAUAAAGAUUAUGUACCUGUUGAAAGAAAACAAUUACGAGAUUAUGUUGCUGCAAGACUAAAGGUCUUCUACGAAGAAGAAUUAGAUGUAAAAAUUGUACUUUUUGAUGAAGUAUUGGAUCAUGUAUUACGGAUAGACAGGAUAUUUAGACAACCUCAAGGUCAUUUGUUGUUAAUUGGUGUUUCUGGAGCUGGCAAGACUACACUCUCACGAUUUGUUGCAUUUAUGAAUGGUCUUUCUGUAUUCCAAAUCAGAGUACAUAACAAAUACACAAGCGAAGACUUUGAUGAAGAUCUGAGAGCAGUGUUGAGAAGAUCUGGAUGUAAAAAUGAGAAAAUAACAUUCAUACUGGAUGAAUCAAAUGUAUUGGAAUCGGGUUUCCUUGAACGUAUGAACACUUUGUUGGCUAAUGGAGAAGUUCCUGGUUUAUUUGAAGGAGACGAAUAUACUACUUUAAUGACCCAAUGUAAAGAAGGAAGUCAAAGAGAAGGUCUUAUGUUAGAUUCAAAUGAAGAACUUUAUAAAUGGUUCACUGGUCAAGUAAUGAGGAAUUUGCAUGUUGUUUUCACUAUGAAUCCUAGUUCAGAAGGAUUAAAAGACAGAGCAGCUACCUCUCCUGCUCUUUUUAACAGAUGUGUCCUUAAUUGGUUUGGAGACUGGUCAGAUACAGCAUUAUUCCAAGUUGGUCAAGAAUUCACUCGAUCUGUUGACUUGGAUGGACCACCAAUGUGGAAAGCUCCUGAUUUCUUCCCAUCUGCUUGCUCUCUAGUUCCUAGUAUUCCAGAUUAUCGUACUGCAGUUGUGAAUGCUUUUGUUUAUGUACACCAAACAUUACAUAAAGCAAACAGCCGAUUGGUGAAAAGAGGCUCAAGAACAAUGGCAAUUACCCCUAGACAUUAUUUGGAUUUUAUUAAUCAUUUUGUAAAAUUACAUAAAGAAAAGAGAGCUGAACUUGAAGAACAACAACUCCAUUUGAAUGUUGGUCUAUCAAAAAUAGCUGAAACAGUUGAGCAGGUGGAAGAGAUGCAAAAAUCAUUAGCAGUCAAAUCAAUAGAAUUAAACACCAAAAACGAGGCAGCUAAUGCCAAAUUACAGCAAAUGUUUAAAGAACAGCAUGAAGCUGAAAAGCGUAAAGUACAAUCACAAGAAAUACAAGCACAAAUCAAGAAACAACAAGUAUUAAUUUCAGAAAAACGAAAAGAUGUUAUGGCUGAUCUUGCACAUGUUGAACCUGCGGUCAUGGAUGCUCAACAAGCUGUAAAGGAAAUCAAGAAACAACAAUUAGUUGAGGUACGAUCAAUGGCUAAUCCACCUGCAGUUGUUAAGUUGGCAUUAGAAUCCAUUUGUUUGUUGCUUGGCGAAAAUGCAUCUGAUUGGAAAGCUAUCAGAGCAGUUGUCAUGCGAGAGAAUUUCAUUAAUUCAAUCGUUAACAACUUUAGUACAGAAAAUAUUUCUGAUGAUGUUCGCGAAAAAAUGCAUAGUAGGUAUUUGAAUAACCCGGAUUACACAUUUGAAAAAGUUAAUCGUGCUAGUAUGGCUUGUGGUCCUAUGGUUAAAUGGGCUAUAGCUCAGGUUAGUUAUGCGGAUGUACUAAAAAAAGUGGAACCAUUAAGAGAUGAAUUAAAAUCUCUCGAAAAUCAAGCAUCAGAAAACAAAGUCAAAAAUGAAGAAACUACAUCGCUUAUUGCUCAGUUAGAACAAACAAUCACUGAAUAUCAAGAAGAGUAUGCACAACUAAUUUCACAAGCUCAAGCAAUUAAAUCAGACUUAGAAAAUGUCCAGAGCAAAGUUGAUCGAUCAAUUGCUCUUUUAAAAUCUUUGGUGAUCGAAAGAGAAAGAUGGGAGAGCACAAGGGAUACGUUCAGAUCUCAGAUGGCUACAAUUAUUGGAGAUGUUCUUCUAUCAUCAGCCUAUUUAGCAUAUGCUGGUUACUUUGAUCAACAUUAUCGUCAAAAUCUAUUUACAACCUGGUGUCAGCAUUUAUACUUAGCUGGUAUUCAGUAUAGAUCUGAUAUAGCAUUGACUGAAUAUUUGUCAAAUCCUGAUGAAAGACUUCGUUGGCACGCUAAUUCAUUACCUACAGAUGACUUAUGUACCGAAAAUGCUAUUAUGUUGAAGAGAUACAAUAGAUAUCCAUUAAUAAUUGAUCCAUCGGGACAAGCAACUGAGUUUAUUCUCAAAGAGUAUGCAGAUGCUAAGAUCACAAAAACAAGUUUCUUGGAUGAUUCCUUUAGAAAAAAUCUCGAAUCUGCAUUACGUUUUGGAAAUCCAUUGCUUGUUCAAGAUGUUGAAAACUAUGAUCCAAUUUUGAAUCCUGUAUUAAAUCGAGAACUUCGUCGUACCGGAGGUCGUGUUUUAAUAACACUUGGAGACCAAGAUAUAGAUUUAUCACCAAAAUUUGUGAUAUUCUUGUCUACUCGUGAUCCAACUGUUGAAUUUUCACCAGACAUAUGUUCUAGAGUAAUGUUUGUCAACUUUACAGUAACUAGAUCAUCAUUACAAAGUCAAUGCUUAGAUCGUGUAUUGAAAGCUGAAAGGCCUGAUAUUGACACAAAACGAUCUGACUUACUCAAACUUCAAGGUGAAUUCCACUUGCGUUUGAGACAGUUGGAAAAAUCACUGUUACAAGCAUUAAAUGAAGCUAAAGGUAAAAUAUUGGACAAUGAUUCUGUAAUAACAACAUUAGAAAGACUUAAACAAGAAGCAGCAGAUAUCAGCAAAAAGGUGGAAGAAACAGACAAAGUUAUUGCUGAAAUAGAAACAGUUUCGCAACAAUAUAAACCUUUAGCACAAGCUUGUAGUAACAUGUAUUUCACUAUGGACAGUUUAAAUCAAGUCCAUUUCCUCUAUCAGUAUUCAUUAAAAUUCUUUUUGGAUAUCUUCAGUUCAGUUUUAUUGUCUAAUCCGAGAUUGGCUUCUGUCACUGAUCACACAUCUCGAUUAGAUAUUGUCACUAAGGAUUUAUUCACUGUAUGUUAUGAAAGGGUAGCCAGAGGAAUGUUACAUAAUGAUAGGUUGACAUUAGCAAUAUUGUUGUGUCGAAUUAGUUUAAAGGGAUCGCCAAUUGGUAAUAUAUUGGACUCUGAGUUCCAAUUCUUCCUUCGAGGUAAAGAAGGAGUUUUGAGUUCCAAUAACUCAUCAGGACAGGGUUCUCUUAGUAGUCUGAACCAAGAACAAAUUGAAGCCAUGAUUAGGUUAUCACAUAGAAUUUCAUCAUUUAAAAAUUUAUCAGAACGGGUAGAGGAAAUGCCAGAGUUUGGCCCAUGGCUUGCACAAAAUACACCUGAACAAUGUGUUCCUAAAUUAUGGGACGAAUCAACUCCGUUUAGUCCUGUGGCUACUGCCAUGUAUCAACUUCUUGCUAUUCAAGCAUUCCGACCAGAUAGAGUGAUAGCAUCAGCUAAUCUAUUUGUCGAAGCAACUUUAGGUACUCAAUUAACCUCUUCAGCAGAGCGUGAACCUGACUUGGCUACUAUUGUCCUAAAUGAAUUGGACUGUAGUGUUCCAGCACUUUUGUGCUCGGCCCCUGGGUAUGAUGCUUCUGGGCGUGUUGAUGACCUUGCCACUCAACAUAACCAACUGUUGUCAUCUGUAGCAAUUGGUUCUGCUGAAGGUUUCCGCCAAGCUACCGAAGCUAUAAAUUCCGCAGUUCGUCUUGGACGAUGGGUCUUGUUGAAAAAUGUUCAUCUGGCUCCUCAAUGGUUAGUACAGCUUGAAAAGAAACUACACAGUCUUCAACCACAUACUAACUUCAGACUAUUUUUAACUAUGGAAAUAAAUUCUGCCGUACCCGUCAAUUUAUUGAGAGCAGGACGCAUAUUUGUAUUUGAGCCUCCACCUGGCGUAAAAGCCAAUUUGUUACGAACAUUCAAUACUAUUCCGGCAUCUCGCAUGAUGAAAGUACCUAAUGAAAGAGCCAGAUUAUACUUUUUACUUGCAUGGUUCCAUGCUAUUGUACAAGAGCGUCUACGUUAUACUCCACUUGGUUGGGCCAAACAUUAUGAAUUCAAUGAAUCUGAUCUAAGAGUUGCUUGUGACACCUUGGAUACAUGGAUUGAAACAACAGCCAAAAGCCGUACAAAUUUACCUCCUGAGAAAAUUCCAUGGGACGCACUAGUUACUUUAUUGUCACAAUGUAUUUAUGGUGGUAAAAUUGACAAUGACUAUGAUCAAAGGCUAUUGACAUCAUUCUUAAGCAAGUUGUUCACAGCACGUAGUUUUGAAACAGGAUUUGCAUUAGUAGCUAAUGUAGAUGGUGUUGGAGGAGAUAAUAGGCAUAUUACAAUGCCCAAUGGAUCAAGACGAGAUCACUUUUUACAUUGGAUUGAAAAUUUGUCAGAUAGACAAUCACCAUCCUGGUUAGGAUUACCAAACAAUGCUGAAAAAGUACUACUGACAACUAGAGGUACCGAUUUGGUAAGCAAAUUAUUGAAGAUGCAACAACUCGAGGAUGAAGAUGAACUUGCUUAUGUUACUGAACAAGCUGUUAAAGAUGGAGGACCUGAUUCUAGUAUUGGACUUCCAACAUCCGAUGGUCGUCCAGCUUGGAUGAGAACAUUGCAUAACUCAGCAACUACCUGGCUGCAACUUUUACCUCAAUCACUUCAGACAUUAAAACGUACUGUAGAGAACAUUAAGGAUCCUCUUUAUCGAUAUUUCGAACGAGAAGUCAACUUCGGUUCUAAGUUAUUACAGGAAGUUAUUCAUGAUUUAAAUGAAGUAGUAGCUAUAUGCCAAGGUGAAAAGAAACAAACCAACUAUCAUAGAAGCUUAUUCAGUGAUUUGGUCAAAGGAAAAUUGCCAGUUGGUUGGCGUCGAUACACAGUGCCCAGUGGAUGUACAGUAAUCCAAUGGGUGUCUGACUUUAGCCAACGUGUCAAGCAACUACAGCAAGUAUCACAGCUUGUUUCUCAACGAGGUGCCAAUCAAAUCAAAUCAUUCCCAGUGUGGCUUGGGGGUUUAUUAAAUCCAGAAGCUUAUAUAACAGCUACCAGACAGUGUAUUGCACAAGCUAACUCUUGGUCCUUAGAAGAAUUAAUACUAGAUGUGACUAUUACUGAUGCAUUAGAGUAUGAUUCAGUUCAACAGGACGAAUGUAGCUUUGGUGUUAUUGGUUUAAAACUACAGGGUGCACAAUGUCGUAAUAAUCAGUUGUUGUUAACUUCAUCCAUAAUGACUGAUUUACCAGUGACAUUGUUACGAUGGACACAUGUAUCGGCAGAAGAACACUUAAGACCUGAUAAACUGUCUCUACCAGUAUAUUUAAAUUCUACUAGAGCUGAAUUAUUAUUCACUGUAGAACUAGAUGUAGCUCCCGGACAAGAUCAUCACACAUUUUAUGAAAGAGGAGUUGCAUUAUUAACAUCUGCUGCUUUAAAUUAG